AUGCUGUCAUUUUAUCUCACACAUUUCUUUUUUCUUCCUUUUUUUUUUGUUUGGUCUCAUUUUUUCUUUUCCUAUCCUUUCAUCUCUUUUUUUUUUCCUUGCUUUCUUUUCAGUUCCUUCUUUUUCUCUUGGUCUUUUCAUUUCCCUUUUUUUUUUUUUGCUGUCUUUUCAUAUCCUUUUUUCUUUUGCUAUAUUUUUAUCUCCUCCGUUUUUCCCUUUUUUUUUCUUAUCUUUUUUUUUCUUUGGUCUCAUCCAUCUUUUCAUCUCUUCUUUGUCUUUUUUUAUUGUUGUCUUUUGGUCUCUUUUUUUUUAUUGAUGUCUUUUCAUCUCUCUUUUUGUCUUCCAUCUCUCUUUUUUUUGCUGCCUUUUCAUUUCCUUUUUUCAUUUUCUUUUGAUUUCUUACCAUCUUCUUCUCACUUCUAUGUUUUUCUCUACAUUUUCUCCCUUUUUCUAUUUUUCUCCAUUUUUAUAUUCUUUUUUCUCCUUUUAUUUUUCUCUUUACCUUCUUCCCUUCCUUUUGUUCUAUCUCUCUUUUCCUUACAGCUCUUUCUUGCUCCAUCUAUUUCUUUGCCUUCUUCAAUUCUAUCUGUCCCUCCUUACAUCUACUUCUCUUUCUCUCUCUCCAUUUCUUUCUUUGAUUUUCUAAAUAAGCCACAACUGUAA
Molecule: messenger RNA, 663 nt
Organism: Acanthosepion pharaonis
Lineage: Eukaryota; Metazoa; Mollusca; Cephalopoda; Sepiida; Sepiidae
Source: the annotation of a GenBank genome assembly